AUGAACAGAGGAGGCGGCGGGGAAGUGGUAGAAACUGUGGUCAAAAGUCUUGGCAAAGGUUUCGAUUUAACGGCGGAUUUUCGGUUAAAAUAUUGCAAAGACGGCGACUCCGCCGCCGGAGAUGAGAGAUUGGUUGUCCUCAACGAAACUCAAAACAGAGAACUGCAUGUUCCUGGCUUUGGAGCUAUUCAGAAUGUCUCCUCCGAUAUAAACUGCGACAAAGGAGAACGCACUCGGUUCCGUUCAGACAUUCUUGAUUUGAACAAGAUGUCGGAGUAUUUUAAUCAGAGAUCGUCGGUGACCGGAAAAAUACCGUCGGGAAAUUUCAACGCGACGUUCGGGUUUCAAAGCGGGUCAUGGGCGACUGACGCCGCAAACGUUAAAUCUUUAGGUCUCGACGCUUCUAUGGUAACGCUUUUUAAUCUACACAUUCACAACCCCAAUCGUUUGCGUCUCACUGAUCGCGUUCGAAACGCCGUUCCUUCUUACUGGAACCCGCAGUUACUUGCCAGAUUUAUAGAGAGAUAUGGGACACACGUAAUAACUGGGGUAAGCGUAGGAGGACAAGACGUGGUUGUUGUGAAACAAGACAAGUCUUCUGAUCUCGAUACCGACCUACUCCGUCACCAUCUCUACGAUCUCGGCGACCAAUUGUUCACAGGAUCUUGUCUUCUCUCUACUCGUCGGCCUAAUAAGAGUUUUUUGAUAUUGCAGUUUCCAGAGGCGUUCAAUGUCUUCGACGAGAAAGAAACGGUUGCUUUCAAUAAUUUUUCGAUAAAUUCAAAAGAUGGGAUAACGGUUAUAUGCGCCAAAAGAGGAGGCGACGGGAGAGCAAAAAGUCAUAGCGAAUGGCUAAUAACAGUUCCGGAAAAGCCAGAUGCGAUCAAUUUCAACUUUGUUCCAAUCACAUCACUUCUCAAAGAUGUUCCUGGCUCUAGUCUUCUAGCUCAUGCCAUGUCUCUCUACCUUAGAUACAAGCCGCCGUUAAUGGACCUACAGUACUUUUUGGACUUCUCUGGGCCUAAAAGGUGGGCUCCGAUUCAUAACGACCUUCCGUUUGGCGCCGCGCCAAAUAUGGCUUCGGCGUAUCCAGCUCUUCAUAUCAACUUCAUGGGUCCCAAACUAUACGUUAAUACCACUCCCGUGACUACUGAGAAGAACCCACUAACAGGAAUGCGAUUGUUCCUCGAAGGCAAGAAAUGCAAUAGGCUGGCUAUACACUUGCAACACCUAGAAACUACGAGGACAACGGUUGGGGAAAAAAUCACCGACGAUCAUAGAUGGAGAGGCUCCGACGAAAUCUCCAAUAGCAAUCGUUACUUCGAACCAUUAAACGGUAAGAAAUUCUCACACGUGUGUACAGCUCCAGUGAAGUACGACCCAAACUGGAUCACAACAACAACAACAAGCAAACACUCAAACUCAAACAACGUAGCUUACAUAGUCACCGGAGCUCAGCUAGAAGUGAAAAAACACGGCUCAAAAUCCGUACUCCAUCUCCGUCUCCGUUUCACCGGAGUCUCUGAUCACUACGUCGUUCAGAAAGAUUGGGUCCAUGGACCAGGAACUUCCCAAAGAUCGGGAAUCUUUUCUUCCAUGAGCUUACCGUUGACUAGUGGGAGUGUUCAUCAUAAUAUGGUCAGUAACAAAGACAAAAACGAGGUCGUUUUGGACUCCGGUGUGUACCCAAGAGGACCUCCUGUGCCGGCGAAUAACAAGAUUGUUAAAUUCGUGGAUCUUUCACAGUUAUGUCGAGGACCUCAAAACAGUCCUGGUCAUUGGUUAGUCACUGGUGUUAGGCUUUAUUUGGAUAAAGGGAAACUUUGCUUGCAUGUCAAGUUUGCUCUACUACAUCACCAACGCCUUCUUGGCGCUUCUUGA
Molecule: messenger RNA, 1881 nt
Organism: Eruca vesicaria subsp. sativa (arugula)
Lineage: Eukaryota; Viridiplantae; Streptophyta; Magnoliopsida; Brassicales; Brassicaceae
Source: the annotation of a GenBank genome assembly